AUGGAGAGACAGCUGGCGGGAUUUAGGGGCUGGCAGUCUCGGGAUCCCAAACCCGGGGAGGCAGUGGGUGUGGACCAACUGCCCAUCAAGCUGCUCCGGGAGGUCCUGAGCUACCUGCCCCCAAGCACGCUGCUCCGGCAGUGCCGCCCGGUGUGCCGGCGCUGGCGAGACCUGGUGGACGCCUGGUACCUGUGGCGGAGCAUCCUGCCCUGGAAACACCCGGACCUGUGGCCCGUCAUCCGCACCUGCCUGCCCCCUGCUGACGACCCCGGGCCCUGCAUCCUGGGCCGCUUCUGCGAGUGCAGACCCAUAGGACGCAACGUCCUCUGGAACCCCAGGGUCGAAGGUGGGGAGCCCAGUAAAGGGGUCCUCAGGAUGCGGAUGGGAGGGUCUUGA
Molecule: messenger RNA, 396 nt
Organism: Dama dama (fallow deer)
Lineage: Eukaryota; Metazoa; Chordata; Mammalia; Artiodactyla; Cervidae
Product: F-box only protein 27-like
Exons: 2
Coding region: 1-396 (131 amino acids)
Biological process (GO): SCF-dependent proteasomal ubiquitin-dependent protein catabolic process; glycoprotein catabolic process
Cellular component (GO): SCF ubiquitin ligase complex; cytoplasm
Molecular function (GO): protein binding; ubiquitin protein ligase activity
Source: RefSeq, a predicted model, not a curated record